Messenger RNA from Lodderomyces oxycetoniae, 1602 nucleotides. It is a transcript of the gene FCY21, whose product is annotated as purine-cytosine permease. Gene Ontology annotation, biological process: cytosine transport; transmembrane transport. The record is from RefSeq and is a predicted model, not a curated record. The coding region runs from base 1 to 1602 and encodes 533 amino acids. Gene Ontology annotation, cellular component: plasma membrane; fungal-type vacuole membrane. The transcript has a single exon. NCBI's taxonomy places the organism in Eukaryota, Fungi, Ascomycota, Pichiomycetes, Serinales, Debaryomycetaceae. Gene Ontology annotation, molecular function: nucleobase transmembrane transporter activity.
AUGGGUUACAAUGAUGACAGGAGUAGCAUAUCUCCAGUAGAGGAGGAAGGAGAUCCCGAAAAAAAUAUAUCUUUGACCAACGAAAAGAUAUCGGAAACAUCAUAUGAUGACGAUGUUAAAUAUCUCGGUCAAGGUUCAUCAAUCACAGCUAGUGCUACAGAAGUAGACGAAAUUAAAAUCAAUUUUGUAGAUCGUUGGGCUCAUAAGCUAAAUGCUGAAACAAAAGGUAUUGACUUAGUCACAGAUGAAGAGAAAACUGAGUUUUCUAUAUGGAAUUCGGCUUCAAUGUGGUUGAGUGCCAAUUUAGUAGUUGCUACUUUUGCUUUAGGUGCGCUAGGUAUAACCGUUUUCAAAUUAGCAUUUGGUCAAGUCGUUUUGAUCAUUAUAUUUUUUGCAGCAUUGGGUGCCUUUACCGUGGCUUAUUUUUCAUGUUUUGGACCUCCUUUAGGUCUAAGACAAAUGAUAUUAUCCAGAUUUCUUAUUGGUGAUAUCACAGUGAGAAUUUUCAGUUUUAUCAAUGUUAUUGCUUGUGUAGGAUGGGGUGCGGUCAAUAUCAUGUCCAGUGCUCAAUUGCUACAUAUUGUUAAUAAUGGGGCCUUGCCUCCUUGGGCAGGAUGUUUAAUCUUGGUUGUAUGUACAAUUUUGAUUACAUUCUUUGGAUAUCAUGUUAUUCAUCUUUAUGAGAAAUGGGCCUGGGUUCCUAAUUUUAUUAUAUUCAUAAUUAUAAUUGUUAGAUUUGCCAUGACUCACUCUUUCCACAGUGCCGGAUUUGUCGGUGGGCAAACUACGGCUGGGAAUGUUUUAAGUUUUGGCGGCACAAUCUUUGGAUUUGCUACGGGAUGGACAACAUAUGCUUCGGACUUUACCGUUUACCAACCACGAAAUCGUAGUUUGCCCAAGAUAUUCUUUGCCAUAUUUGUUGGGUUAUAUGUACCUUUAGUUUCCGUUUUAAUCUUGGGUGCUGCCUGUGCUACGGGAAUUGCAAAAAAACCGGAAUGGGCCGAAUUGUAUGAAACAAAGUCAGUUGGUGGAUUAAUCUAUGGUAUUUUGGUUACUGAUUCGUUACAUGGCUUUGGUCAGUUUUGCUGUGUUGUUUUGGCAUUAUCUACAGUUGCAAACAAUGUUCCCAACAUGUACUCAAUGGCUCUAAGUGCUCAAACUUUGUGGACCCCCUUAUCCAAAAUUCCUCGUGUUGCAUGGACCAUUCUUGGAAAUUGCGCUACUUUGGCUAUAUGUAUCCCAGCAUAUUACGAUUUUGCUUCCGUUAUGGACAAUUUCAUGAAUUUGGUUUCGUAUUACUUGGCUAUUUAUGAGUCUCUUAUGUUAAGUUCCCAUUUGAUAUGGCACAGAGGUGAUUUUCGAGCUUACGAUUAUACGCAGUAUGCGAAUAAGCAAGCGUAUCCCUUGGGAUUAGCUGGUACUUUUGGAUUCUGCUGUGGAGUUGCUGGUGUUGUUAUUGGUAUGAACCAGACUUGGUAUUCGGGUGUAAUAGCUAGACAAAUUGGCGAGUAUGGUGGAGACAUUGCUUUUGAGCUAGGCUUUGCUUUUGCAUUUAUUGGUUUUAAUACAACAAGAUACUUUGAGAAAAAGUAUUUACGAUAG